AUGUCCGAGAAGGAAACCUACCACGGGGAAGCUCCCAGAGCACUUGUGGAGUCUCCCAAUGCGCCUGCAUCAGCCUACACAACCGCUCGAACAUCGGCAGACACAGUCGCAGACCCAGAAGUACAGAGAGAAAAUGCGCGACACAACAAUCCCAAUGGCUUCACGCGUACAGAAAGCGGUGUCGAUGUCAAGAGCGCCGAGGCCGAAUUCGCAACCCUGCAGAGGGAGCUGACAGGCAUAAGUCAGACAAGUCGACACCUUUCGAGAACCCAUUCGAGACAAUCGCAAGCUUCCAAGACAAAGGGCAGUGGCGAUGUGGAGAAGGUAGCUACUUCAGAGUCCAACUCCGAAGGAGAGCAAUUCGAUCUCGAGGGCACCCUUCGAGGCAAUCAGAAUGCCGAGAGGGAUGCUGGAAUUCGGUCCAAGCAUAUUGGUGUCAUCUGGGAUGGCCUCACCGUGACUGGAGCUGGAGGGGUUACGAACUUUGUAAAGACAUUUCCCGAUGCUUUUGUCAGCUUCUUCAACGUUAUUGAGACCGGCAUGAAUAUAUUUGGUAUUGGGAAGAAGGGGCGGGAUGUCAAGAUCUUGGAUGAUUUCCGAGGUGUUGUAACGCCGGGAGAAAUGGUGUUGGUACUUGGACGGCCUGGAUCUGGCUGCACAACCUUCCUCAAGGUGAUCGCGAACCAGCGUUUUGGAUACACCGGCGUGGACGGCGAGGUUUUAUACGGUCCUUUCGAUGCAAAGACUUUUGCGAAGCAGUACCGUGGUGAAGCUGUUUAUAACCAAGAAGAUGACGUUCAUCACCCUACUCUUACUGUUGGGCAGACUCUGGGCUUUGCACUGGAUACCAAGACCCCAGGAAAACGACCAGACGGCCUCUCCAAGGCAGCCUUCAAAGACAAGGUCAUUACUACUUUUCUUCGAAUGUUCAAUAUUGAGCAUACGAGGAACACAAUCGUAGGUAACCAAUUCGUCCGAGGUGUUAGUGGAGGAGAGCGAAAGCGUGUCUCCAUCGCAGAGAUGAUGGUUACAUCUGCAACAGUUUGUGCUUGGGAUAACUCAACUCGUGGUUUGGAUGCCUCAACCGCACUAGAUUACGCCAAGUCUCUCCGUGUCAUGACCAACAUCUACAAGACAACCACUUUCGUUUCAUUGUACCAAGCCAGUGAGAACAUCUACAAGCAAUUCGACAAAGUCUUGGUCAUCGAUGAUGGACGAGAAGUUUACUUUGGCCCGGCCAAGGAAGCAAGAAGCUACUUCGAAGGUCUCGGAUUCAAAGAGAAACCGCGUCAAACGUCCCCUGAUUUCCUCACCGGUUGCACCGACGAGUUCGAGCGCGAGUAUGCCGAUGGUCGAACAUCGGAGAACGCUCCUCACAGUCCUGAAACUCUUGCCAAGGCGUUCAACGACUCGAAAUACGCCAAGCUGCUUGACGACGAGAUGGUUCAGUACCGAAAAACCCUUGCUGAGGACAAGCAGAGGCAGGAAGAUUUCCAGGUUGCUGUUCAUGAUAGUAAGCGUAGAGGUGCCUCGAAGAAAUCUGUUUACAGUAUUCCUUUCUUCCUUCAGGUCUGGACUCUUAUGCAGAGACAGUAUUUGAUCAAGUGGCAGGACAAGUUCUCGUUGGUUGUUAGCUGGAUUACGAGCAUUGUCGUUGCCAUAGUACUUGGUACUGUCUGGUUGAAUCUUCCGAAAACAUCAGCGGGAGCCUUUACCCGUGGCGGCCUUUUGUUCAUCAGUCUGUUGUUCAACGCCUUCCAAGCUUUCUCGGAACUCGCAAGUACUAUGAUUGGCCGUCCCAUUGUCAAUAAACACAAAGCCUACACUUUCCAUCGGCCCUCAGCUCUCUGGAUAGCACAGAUAUUGGUCGACGUGGCCUUCUCCGCUAUUCAGAUCUUCGUCUUCUCGGUUAUCGUCUACUUUAUGUGCGGUUUGGUCCGUGAUGCUGGGGCAUUUUUUACCUUCUACCUCGUGAUUGUCAGCGGCUAUUUGGCCAUGACGCUCUUCUUCAGAACGGUCGGUUGCGUGUGCCCGGAUUUCGACUACGCCAUUAAAUUCGCCGCUACAAUCAUUACCUUCUUCGUUAUCACGUCUGGAUAUCUGAUUCAGUACCAGUCAGAGAAGGUCUGGUUGAGGUGGAUCUACUGGAUCAACGCUUUAGGAUUGGGCUUCGCGGCACUCAUGGAGAACGAAUUCAGUCGAAUUGACUUGACGUGCACCAGCGAAUCAUUAGUUCCUUCAGGACCUGGAUACAACAACAUCUCCCACCAGGUAUGUACUCUACCUGGCAGUGUAUCUGGAACAAACACAGUCUCCGGAUCCGCAUACAUUACACAAGGAUUCGCUUAUCCCCCAAGUGAGUUGUGGCGAAACUGGGGAAUCAUCUUGGUUCUAAUUGUGGGCUUCCUCUUUUCCAAUGCCAUGUUGGGAGAAUGGAUAACUUUCGGUGCCGGUGGAAAUACAGCCAAGGUUUUCCAAAAACCAAAUAAAGAGCGCGAAGAGCUCAACGCUGCUCUUGUUGCUAGGCGGGAUGCUCGCAGGUCUUCCAAGAACGAGGCGGAGGGUUCUGAGCUUAAUAUUAACUCGAAGGCUAUCCUUACUUGGGAAGGUUUGAACUACGAUGUCCCCACUCCAGCUGGACAACUGCGCUUGCUUAAUAACAUUUACGGAUACGUUCAGCCAGGCGAGCUUACCGCACUUAUGGGAGCGAGUGGUGCAGGAAAGACCACAUUGCUAGAUGUGUUGGCCUCCAGGAAGAAUAUUGGAGUCAUUUCCGGUGACGUUCUAGUUGAUGGUAUCAAGCCAGGAACCUCCUUCCAGCGUGGAACAUCCUAUGCCGAGCAACUCGACGUCCACGAGCCCACCCAGACCGUCCGUGAAGCACUUCGAUUCUCAGCCGAUCUCCGUCAACCUAUUGAGGUUCCUCAAGCUGAAAAAUACGCCUAUGUCGAAGAGGUUCUUAGUCUGCUGGAGAUGGAAGAUAUGGCUGAUGCUAUUAUCGGAGAUCCGGAAUCGGGACUGGCUGUCGAGCAACGGAAGCGUGUCACUAUCGGUGUUGAACUUGCGGCCAAGCCUGAGCUUCUGCUUUUCUUGGAUGAGCCUACGUCUGGUCUUGAUUCCCAAUCAGCUUUCAACAUCGUACGAUUCCUGAAGAAGCUCGCAAAUGCCGGACAAGCUAUCCUUUGUACCAUCCAUCAACCCAACGCUGCCUUGUUCGAGAACUUCGACCGACUGCUCUUGCUCCAGAAGGGUGGGCAAACUGUUUACUUUGGCGAUAUCGGAAAAGAUGCUGUUGUCUUAUUGGACUAUCUUAGCAGACAUGGAGCCCACUGCCCGCACGAUGCCAACCCAGCCGAGUACAUGCUUGACGCAAUAGGAGCAGGACAGGCUGCCAGAGUUGGUGAUCGAGACUGGGGUGAGAUAUUCGCCGAGUCACCGGAAUUGGCGAACAUCAAGGAUCGUAUUUCGCAGAUGAAGGCCAAAAGACUCGAGGAAGUGGGCAGCCAUGCGAAAGUUGACGAAAAAGAAUUCGCCACACCGCUUCUGCACCAAUUAAAGACUGUCCAGAAGCGUACCAACUUGUCAUUCUGGAGAUCUCCCAACUACGGUUUCACACGACUCUUCAACCACGUUAUCAUUUCCAUCAUCACUGGCCUUGCCUACCUCCACCUAGAUGACUCUCGAUCCUCCCUGCAAUUCAGAGUCUUCGUCAUCUUCCAAGUCACCGUCCUCCCGGCCCUAAUCCUUGCCCAGGUCGAGCCCAAAUACGCCAUCUCUCGCAUGAUCUUCUACCGCGAAGCUUCCUCCAAAAUGUACGGCCAAUUCGCAUUCGCCUCUUCCCUCGUCGUAGCCGAAAUGCCUUAUUCAAUCCUCUGCGCCGUCGGAUUUUUCCUGCCGCUCUACUACAUGCCUGGCUUCCAGCACGCCUCCUCUCGCGCGGGCUACCAAUUUCUCAUGAUCCUCAUCACCGAGCUCUUUUCCGUCACCCUCGGCCAAAUGGUCGCUGCUAUUACUCCCUCGCCCUUCAUCUCGGCCCUCCUGAACCCCUUCAUAAUCAUCACAUUCGCACUCUUCUGCGGCGUCACGAUCCCGAAAGCGCAAAUCCCCAAAUUCUGGCGCGCAUGGCUAUACGAACUCGAUCCCUUCACGCGCCUCAUUGGCGGUAUGGUCGUCACGGAACUCCACGACCGUCCCGUCAUUUGCACAUCCGGCGAGCGCAACCACUUCUCUUCGCCAUCCGAUCAAAACUGCGGCGAUUACAUGAAGCCCUUCUUUAGAGAUGGUGGGGCCGGGUAUAUCAUCGAUAAUGCGACACAGGCAUGUGAGUAUUGCGCGUAUAAGAUUGGCGACCAGUUUUAUACGGGCCUGGACUUGAACUUUGAUAACCGCUGGAGAGAUCUGGGGAUUUUCUUGGCGUUUGUCGGGAGUAAUUUGAUCUUGUUGUUUUUGGGUUCGAGAUACCUGAACUUUAACCGCAGAUAG
Messenger RNA from Lachnellula hyalina, 4482 nucleotides. RefSeq names its product ABC transporter G family member (gene abcG14). The record is from RefSeq and is a predicted model, not a curated record. The transcript is spliced from 2 exons. NCBI's taxonomy places the organism in Eukaryota, Fungi, Ascomycota, Leotiomycetes, Helotiales, Lachnaceae. The coding region runs from base 1 to 4482 and encodes 1493 amino acids. Gene Ontology annotation, molecular function: ATP hydrolysis activity; ATP binding; ABC-type transporter activity. Gene Ontology annotation, cellular component: membrane. Gene Ontology annotation, biological process: transmembrane transport.